UCUACCCGGUGAUAGAGCCGUUGUUCACGGGUAGGGGAAGCUGAUAGGACACCGUUGCAGCCGUUGGUACCAUGGAGAUCGGUACCGAGAUCAGCCGCAAGAUCAGGACUGCUAUUAAAGGCAAACUUCAGGAGCUCGGAGCAUAUGUUGAUGAAGAGCUUCCUGAUUAUAUUAUGGUCAUGGUUGCCAACAAGAAGAGUCAGGAGCAGAUGACCGAUGACCUGUCUCUGUUCCUUGGGAACAAUACAGCCCGAUUCACCACAUGGCUGCAGGGAGUUCUCGAUAAGCUACGUUCACUCACACCUGGAACCAACAACCUGAAGACUUCCGAGGCCAUCAUCUUUGAGAGUGCCAUGCCUCCACUGAUGAGUUUUACCCAGAGCCUAGGUGAUGGGAUCAGAGAUACUAUGCCACUUGUGGCCUCUAGCACUCAAAAUGAAAGUGUUUUAGCUGCCCGUCUGACUUCUGCUGUAAAGCCUCUCUGUGAUAUGUCUCAGUCGGAGGCAGUCAUUGAUAUAAAACUGGAUGUGGAUGACCCUUUUAAUGAUGACAUCACCUAUGUAGUGGAAAGUGAACUGUAUUCCCAUAAGAGACCACCUGCAGUUUCCAGCUUCAGAACUUUUAGGCCAACCGCCGAGCUGUAUAAACCCCCAGGCAGUGGUCAGCCUGUGUACCAUGCUACCGAUGGCCACAUCAGCUUACACAGACAAACUCAGAAUGCCCAGUCUUCAGGGAGACCCAUCACCGUUCACACUAGCAGGGCGAAUAGUCCGCUUCGCUUGCCGCGUGAUCUAAGUGGCGUGCCAGAGACCUACAGGGCUGCAUUCCAUGCUUCCUCAAAUAGACUAUCUCAAGAGGAGGAAAUUGCAAGGAAGAGAAAAGUUCCUAUUGUUAGCUCUGUGGUGAAAAUAAAGAAACGGGCAACCGAAGGAGAUGAUGAGCAGGAAGGAGACGAAGAGGAGGAGGAGGAAGAAGAUUAUAUGUCUCACGCGGGUAUUUCCAGCAGCGUAUCUGUCCCUGCCAGGCAAGAAAGAAGGCCGACACUUCCUCCUUCAAAACAGGCAAACAAGAAUCUCAUUCUAAAGGCCAUUUCAGAAGCCCAGGAGUCAGUGACGAAAACCACCAAUUAUUCCAUAGCUACAAAAAAGCAAAUGGUACCUGUCGCCCCAAGGACGAGGUUGUUAUCUGAGGAAGAGCUCAAAUUGUUGAAGAGUCAGCCAUCUAUGCUAUAUUACCAGACAGAGAUGGAACAAGUGCCAGAGCAGAUAGCCGAAACGAGACGAGGGAACCAGCACAGAAAGGAUUUGCUUUCCAGGCUUCAGCCGGACCCAGAAGAGGAGGCUAUGCUCAUAAGACCAGAGCCUGUGGAUGCAGAGAGACUCAGACCCACAGACAGUAGAUCCUUUAUUCUUAAAAGGCCAAAACUCUCCAAGGACCCGGCCAACGAGGUCCAGUCCCAGCAAGGGCGUCUUAUACAGCCCAGGGAAACUUCUUCUGAAAAGCCAGGAAGCCCCAAGUUUAUUGUAACUUUAGAUGGAGUUCCUAGUCCACCAGGAUAUGGGUCUGGUCAUGAAUCUGAGGAAGACAAGAUGAGUGUCACAGAGGAAUGGGAAACCUACCCGGAGUCCUGCAACCCACUUAGCAGGCCAGAGCAGAAAUAUACGAUGCAGCUGAUAUCAGAAAAUACCCCCAAGACAGGUUUGUUAAUGGACGUAGAUGGUAUUUCUGCCCUGGAGAAGAUGCAUGAACGCUGCAGAUAUUGGCCUGCAUGCAAGAAUGCAGAGGUCUGUGUUUAUCAUCACCCAACCGUGCCAUGCAAGGCUUUUCCUAAUUGCCGGUUUGCUGAUAAAUGUUUCUUCAUCCACCCUAAUUGUAAAUAUGAUGCAAAGUGUACCAAAGCAGAAUGCCCUUACACACACGCCAGCAAGCGUAUUGCUGUGCCUCUAAAACCAGGUACACCACCUGCCACCCAAAAACCCCAAACCUGCCGGUUCUUUCCCGUUUGCAAGAACACAGAGUGCACUUACUUUCAUCCUAAGCUUUGCAGAUUCAAUACACAAUGCACACGACCAGACUGCAAAUUUUACCACCCUUCAGUUGCUGUGCCACCACGCCAUGCCUUGACCUGGACACGAUCACAGGCCAGUGAUUGACUCUGCACAUAGAAAGAAACUGGAAAAUGGUCCAAAUCGCUGGCACGAUGGACUUCAGUUGAGUUUGUUUUUUUUUUCGGUGCGCAGACUUUCGGAAGU
Messenger RNA from Pelobates fuscus (common spadefoot toad), 2252 nucleotides. It is a transcript of the gene ZC3H14, whose product is annotated as zinc finger CCCH-type containing 14. The record is from RefSeq and is a predicted model, not a curated record. Gene Ontology annotation, molecular function: metal ion binding; poly(A) binding. Gene Ontology annotation, biological process: regulation of mRNA stability. The transcript has 17 exons. Bases 72 to 2153 code for a protein of 693 amino acids. Lineage: Eukaryota; Metazoa; Chordata; Amphibia; Anura; Pelobatidae. Gene Ontology annotation, cellular component: cytoplasm; nucleus.